Dama dama (fallow deer) is the source of this 1107-nucleotide messenger RNA. Its product is annotated as histone H2B type 1-C/E/F/G/I. Gene Ontology annotation, molecular function: protein heterodimerization activity; structural constituent of chromatin; DNA binding. The record is from RefSeq and is a predicted model, not a curated record. The coding region runs from base 43 to 423 and encodes 126 amino acids. Gene Ontology annotation, cellular component: nucleosome. NCBI's taxonomy places the organism in Eukaryota, Metazoa, Chordata, Mammalia, Artiodactyla, Cervidae. The transcript has a single exon.
UUUCCCGAUCUACGUGUAUUGUUCGGUGUUGUGUUUUCAGAGAUGCCUGAGCCGGCCAAGUCCGCUCCUGCUCCGAAGAAGGGCUCCAAGAAGGCGGUGACCAAGGCGCAGAAGAAGGACGGCAAGAAGCGCAAGCGCAGCCGCAAGGAGAGCUACUCCGUGUACGUGUACAAGGUGCUGAAGCAGGUCCACCCGGACACCGGCAUCUCGUCCAAGGCCAUGGGCAUCAUGAACUCGUUUGUGAACGACAUCUUCGAGCGCAUCGCGGGCGAGGCGUCGCGCUUGGCUCAUUACAACAAGCGUUCGACCAUCACAUCCAGGGAGAUCCAGACGGCCGUGCGCCUGCUGCUGCCCGGGGAGCUGGCCAAACACGCGGUGUCCGAGGGCACCAAGGCCGUCACCAAGUACACCAGCUCCAAGUAAAUAUGCCUGGCCGCAUGUUAAACCAAAGGCUCUUUUCAGAGCCACUUACAUUUUCAUUUAAGGAGUUGUAUACUCUUUCUGCUCUUUCUUUGCUGGGCAUUCAAGUGCAGUUAUGUUUGGUGCCCGAGAUAAUGAAGUGAGAAGCUUAUUCUUUGGGAAGAAAGCUGUUAAUCUAACAUUUCCCCAAACCCGUUCUGUACUAAAAAGACCAGGUUUUUUUUUUUUUUUUUUUCUUAUUUCCAUAGGUAAGGAAGGGUGGCUGGCUAUUUGAUAUUACGAGGAGGGAUAAUCAUUGCGUUUUUCGUAAUCUGGAUGUUGGGAGGUUUCAUAAAAAAUGAAAAAAUUCACCAAGAAGAGAGAUGUAGCCUAAUGCUGGGAGAGGAAGUUAUUUUUGUAAAAAGACUUAUUGAUGUGUUAGAGAUCUGUAGAUGUGAAGUGUUUUUCAGUUCUACCUGGACAUCUUUGAAAGAACAUUGCCUCAGAAGAACAUUAGUUGGAAUUUAAAUUUUGUGAGGUAAAUAGUCUUUCGUUCUCACAGCCUCAGUUUCUUACUUUAAAAAUGAGAAUAUUAUGGGAGUUCCCUGGGUUGUCCAAUGGUUAGGACUUGGCUUUUUCACUGCCUUGGCCUGUUCAAUCCUUGGGAGGGAAACUAAGGUCCUGCCAGCUCUGUGGGGCAGCCCCCCC